AUCCUCUUCCUAUUUCCGGUUCAUGGGGCGGGCGACGGUAGCGAGCCGGUCAUGGCUGUCGCUGUGGCCCUUGGGCUCUGCCUCUGCUCGCCGGGCACGGCCUGUCCCUGAGCAGCCCCCACUUGUCCGUCGGGCCGCGGUGCGGGCAGAGAGGACCGUGCGCGGCAGCAGGAUGUCAUCACAUUGCCAUACCUCUGCUGUGCUGGUAGUCCUUAUGGCCCUUGCUGUUGGUGCGGGGGCUGAACCACUGACAGAGAAGAGCUGUGAUGUGGUUGGUGAUGAGAGUACUGAGUCGCAAAUGGAAAAAGCCCUGCUGAAGAAACUAGAACCUCUGAGCCAAAUGAGAUUUAACACGACUGUGGAGAUUGGUACAACUGAAAACUAUGCCUACCAUUUCAGGGUAUGCAGAGAGGUCAACAGCAGCUUAAAUGAUUUUGCUGGCCUAGUACAAACAGAUAGGCAGUCUGGAAAGACUACAGUGAUAGGAAGAAUCAAUGAAACCCAGGUCUUCAAUGGAAGUGACUGGAUCAUGCUGAUUUAUAAAGGAGGUGAUUCAUAUGGUAGGCAUUGCAGUGGUGAGAAGAGAAGAGCUGUGAUAAUGAUUUCUUGCAAGCGAGGAAUUACAGCGAGUUCAUUCAGCAUUAUUUCAGAAGAGAGGGAAAAGGAGCAGGACUGUUUCUACCUCUUUGAGAUGGACAGCAGUGUGGCCUGUCCAGCCGAGGAUUCCCACCUCAGCACUGGCUCCAUUCUACUAAUCACGUUUUCUUCAGUAAUUGCAGUCUAUAUCAUUGGUGGGUUUCUCUACCAGCGCCUUAUAGUGGGAGCAAAGGGCAUGGAGCAGUUUCCACACUUUGCUUUCUGGCAAGAUUUGGGCAAUUUGGUGGCGGAUGGCUGUGACUUUGUCUGCCGAUCUAAGCCUCGAAAUGUACCGGCUGCAUACCGUGGUGUGGGUGAUGACCAGCUGGGUGAUGAGUCAGAGGAACGGGAUGACCACUUGCUACCGAUGUGAUAGGCUUUCAACACUGAGUUCUAUUCUCCCCAUCUCCCCCCGAGCCAGUUCUUCUCUCUUCUGAUUUUCUUUACAUGAUAUGCUUUGGCUGUCUCUGGUGUCUCAAGUCUCAUGGAUGCCUCUAGGUGUGAACAGCACUGGUCCCCAGUGGCAUGCCUCAUUACUGUAAACUGUUCUGCUGUUUUGUUUUUUUUUUUCUUCCAAAAAAUGUAGCAAAGCUAUGGGGAGCAAGUGCUGAGAGUUGAUAAGACAGCAAGAAAGCAAUGUGAGUGUUCAGCACUGAGCGGGAAGGGGAGUUUCUUCAUUGAGAGGAAGAAAGGGCCAUGAAUGGAUGCAGAAAGGGGAAGUCUCAGUUUUAAAAAAAAAAAAACAAACAACAACAACAAAAAAAACCUGAGACUGUAGCAGAGGGGUCUUUAGUGUUUUUUUUUUUUCCUGGGAUUUACAGAAUCUGUAAGACACUGAUUUUAUUUUUGUUUCUUUGAAAGCGUUUUGGCUUUUCUAGCUCCUGCACUGUUGUACAGUUUUUGCCAGCAUUACCUGCAUGGAAUGCUCUAUGCUGAACUCACUGUGGUUGGAAGAGGCAUUAGCAGCUGUGUAGUCUUUCCUUUUUCUAAUGCCAGUAUGUUGAAAAGUAGACACCUGUUUCCUUCAACAGGUGUAAAGGGAUGCAUGUCAUCAUCUCAAACUGGAGAGGAGCAAUGCUAAGAAGGACUGAGUUAAAUGCUGUUUCACUACUUUCGAGUUCAGUCAAAAUACUAUCUUCUCCAUCAUAGAGGAGGGAAAAAAAGGGUGAUUAUGUUCUAAGUAAAAAGGACACUUUCUGAAGGUGUAAGUGACAUCAAGGCAAAAUAAGAAAGAGACAGCUAGCACUUGAGUUCUUUAACAAGUCUCUCUUGAAGCUUUAUGCCCCACACAGCUCAGUCAUGGUCAGAAUUAUGAUCUCAUGCUUCCUGAAGCUUCCUUAUUUAAAUGUUUUCCUGGGAAGCUACUAAAAUUUUAAUAAAAGGGUAAGAAUGCUAACACACUCAGAACUCUGUUUAGAGACUCCUGCGCUUGUCACUGGCCCCUUCAACAUGAUGCAUACCAGUCUUAAAACACUUGCCCCGUGCAUAUGGUACUUGGAUACUGCUGGGAGCAGGAGAUAGCCUUCCACUUGGGCACUAGUGAAAAGCAGAUACAGCUGAGUUAUAAGACUUAAUUGGAACCUUUAGGAACUUGGUACCUUGAUUCAUAAUUGCUUUUUGUUUAAAGUCUAGCUCCUCACAUAAUCCCAUUCUGCCAUAUUGUAGACUGGAAGAAAACCAUCUUUGGUCUUGAGGGCAUAGACUGUUGAAUAUCUGUUCCCUGCCAUUAGCAGUAAAGUUAGUGGAUUUUUAUACUGACAGAGCAGUAUAACCAGUGAGAGUAGGGGCAAAGAGAUGACCCUGUUCUCUUGCUGAGCUGAGUGGGCAAACAAAAAUCAAAGCAGGAAUUAUGGUCUCAGUCUUUCUCAUAACAUGGGAAAAAAUGAAGUCAUUAAGCCAGCUGAUGCUGUUUUUCAUGGUGGUUUCAGGUAACUUGUUUUUUGUACAAAACAACUUUCAAAAAUAAAAUGACCGAACAACCUGCUGAA
This is a messenger RNA of Numida meleagris (helmeted guineafowl), 2624 nucleotides long. RefSeq names its product mannose-6-phosphate receptor, cation dependent (gene M6PR). The coding region runs from base 23 to 1009 and encodes 328 amino acids. Gene Ontology annotation, cellular component: trans-Golgi network; Golgi apparatus; endosome. Gene Ontology annotation, biological process: protein targeting to lysosome. The record is from RefSeq and is a predicted model, not a curated record. The transcript is spliced from 7 exons. Gene Ontology annotation, molecular function: protein domain specific binding. Lineage: Eukaryota; Metazoa; Chordata; Aves; Galliformes; Numididae.